Phaedon cochleariae (mustard beetle) is the source of this 744-nucleotide messenger RNA. The record is from the annotation of a GenBank genome assembly. NCBI's taxonomy places the organism in Eukaryota, Metazoa, Arthropoda, Insecta, Coleoptera, Chrysomelidae.
CAACUGACAACGUCAAAUCAAUAUAUCAACAAAUUAUUAAAAAUACGAAUUUCAAAUCAAAUAAUGAUUUUUUAUAUAUUAUGAUCCAUAUGUUAGACUAUUAAAAAUGGUUGAUGAAAGCACUAGGAAAACUUUGAGUAAUAUUGCUUUAUUGAAAACAAAGGCAGGUCCCAGAGAUAAAGAAUUAUGGGUUCAAAGAUUGAAGGAAGAAUAUCAGUCUUUAAUCAAGUAUGUUCAAAACAACAAAGAUGCUGACAAUGAUUGGUUCAGAUUAGAAUCAAAUAAAGAGGGAACAAAAUGGUUUGGAAAAUGCUGGUUCAUUCAAGAUUUAUUAAAAUAUGAAUUUGAUGUAGAAUUUGAUAUUCCUGUAACUUAUCCUACUACAGCACCAGAAAUAGCACUUCCAGAACUAGAUGGCAAGACAGCAAAGAUGUACAGAGGGGGUAAAAUAUGUUUGAGUGACCAUUUCAAACCACUGUGGGCAAGGAAUGUUCCCAAAUUUGGAAUUGGGCAUGCUAUGGCAUUAGGGCUAGGUCCUUGGCUUGCUGUAGAAAUUCCUGAUCUCAUAUCAAAAGGUGUAAUAUCAUAUAAGGAGAAAACUGAAAGUGGUAAAUAAUUUGUGCUCCUAAAGAGUGCAUUAAUUCCCUUGUAAGAUUUGGUAUAUAGAAUUCAAUUUCAAGAAUAAUUCUAGAAACCAGAAAGAUAGAAAAUUCACUUUUUCAUACUCAUUAAGUUUUAAUUAUG